Messenger RNA from Nematocida minor, 495 nucleotides. RefSeq names its product malignant T-cell-amplified sequence. Gene Ontology annotation, biological process: formation of translation preinitiation complex. The coding region runs from base 1 to 495 and encodes 164 amino acids. Lineage: Eukaryota; Fungi; Microsporidia. The transcript has a single exon. Gene Ontology annotation, molecular function: RNA binding. The record is from RefSeq and is a predicted model, not a curated record.
AUGUUUUUAGCCUCAACAAAGAACAGACUUUCCAACUCCACAAUAAAGCAAAUUAAAGCGCAAUUUCCGGUAGAUCUGUCUCUCUUCUUCACCAAGGAGGAUGUCUUUGAAUCAAUCAAAACAGCAGAUAAAAUAACUUACAUCUUCAGGAACGGUGUGCCCGUGUUUAGAGCCGAUGGAGACGCGUAUAUUCCAACAGUUAAGUGCGUCCACAUGGCUCCAGAAAUACUGAAGAAAGUGAUUGUAGAUAAAGGCGCAAUAAAACACUUGAUCAACGGCGCAGAUGUCAUGGCGCCUGGCCUGCUGCACAGCACGUCAGAGUACCCUUUGGUUUCAGUGGGUGACCUCGUGGCUAUCUACGGAUAUGAUAAAGUCUCUGCUCUGGGCGUGGGAAUGGUUGAAAUGGACAAUGACCAACUUGAGGAGCAAAGAACAGGAGUAGCCAUCAAGAUGCUAAGCCAUCUCGGAGAUAAGAUAUACUCCUAUGCAGGAUAG